GACAAGAUGAUGAUGAUGAUGGAGGAAAAUGAAAGCGACUCGCCCCUCCUCGUCGCCGCGAACAAUAACAAUAAUUCCAAUAACAACGGGGAGGUCAAGAAGUCAGUCAAUAACUUGUGUGACCUUCACCACCACAACAAUCUCAAUUCUCAUCUCCAACAAAUGAAUACAAAACCAUUCAGCAAUAAUCAGAGUAGUAAUAAGACUAAUGGAAAAGGAGAAGUGACGUCGUCGCCGUCGCCAUCACCAAACAAUGAGAAGAAUGGCGUAAACAGUAGUUGUAACGGAGGAGCAGGAAACAUGAGCACAUUGGAGAAGCAGGCGAUGAGAAAUUAUCUUGUGCAGCAUACGAGGAAUUGGGGGAAUCAUCGCAAUUCUUUAACGUAUCGCAGUGCUGAAUUUGAAGAGAAGCCGAAUGCGCCCCCUCCGACCUGCGACGUCAUGUCCGGAUAUCAUUUCGGUAGCCACGGCGGAUGAUAAUACGCCGGAGUGGAAAGCCGCCCUGCAGGAUAUUUACGUCUGGAUGCAAGAAAUCUUUGCCCUGGAUCACUUGAAAAAUACCAGAUUCGUUUUGUUCAUCAUGUCCAAUUUUCUUUUGUACAUGUGGUAUGACAUCCCAUUGACCUUUCUUGCCGACACUGCCACCGGCUUGGGCUACUCGGAAGGAGAAGGAGCCAUGUUGGGAAGUGCGAUCGGACUUUUAACCGUUUUCGGAAAUAUAAUUUUGGGGUAUUUGGGGGACAAGAAGUGGGCAAAUUCCGUGACGAUUUAUGGCCUGUGUAUUUCCAUUUGCGGCAUCGUGACCGGCCUGAUGCCCUGCCUCUUUGGGAAGUUGUUCAGCAUGGGGCUCACCUACUACUUCCUCGUCUUGCUCUGCGGCGUGUUUGGCUUGAUGAUUGCGGCAAAUUACUCACUCACACCCGUCAUCCUACUUCAAGUCGUCAGUUUGGAAAAGUUUACCCCCGCGUACGGUCUUCUCCUACUUGUGCAAGGGAUCGGAAACCUGAUCGGACCACCCAUUGCUGGCCUCCUCUACGACUACACGGGAAAGUACGCCUGGUCAUUUUGGAUCGCUGGGGGUGGGAUCUUCAUCUCCAACUUUUUCAUCCUCGCCCCAAUCUAUCAACGCCAUCAAGCCCGGUACGAAGAGUCGACUCGGGACAUUUCCGCCAGUCGCAGCAGUGGACGCAGCAACAGCAGUUGUGAAGAAGGACACAGAGGAAACAGCGCCAGUCCGACGCCAAGCAUCCUCAAAGAUCUCGACAGGAAAAUGGGGGCAGGGGAAAACAAUGCGUGAAAAAAAGUUCACUAAUUGAACGCAAUACUUAGUACUUACUAACGAAGAAUGACACAUGCAGAACAGAAGAUUUUUACUAACUCACACGCAGCAAGUAAAUUAGUGGCUUAAUAAUCGCAAUUAAAAUUAAUUAAUACCGAAGAAGAAGCGAAAAUAUUCAUUGUUUAGUUCCAUUUUAGCUCAAAUAAUCCUAAUUAAACGUUUACAUUCAAUUAAUUCCAAAAUUAGUGGAUUAGUAUUUAGUUUUUUGUAUUUAUGAAUUAGCAAUUUCUUUUUUUUUGUUAUUCAUUAUUGACUCGAUAUUUUUUUAAGACUUAAUUUUUUGACAUAUUUCUGUGACCUUUGAAGAUGAAACUAGUUUUGUAUCAUUAUUUAUUUAUUUACUAGAAAUGAAUUAAGUUUAAAACUGAAUUGAAUACUUGAGAAAAAAAGACAGGAAAAUUUCAUUACUUGACUAAUUAAGUGAUUAUGUAUGUAACUUAAUUAUUCAUCCCAGUAAUAAUUAUAAUAAUUAAUUACCCUGUGAAAAUAAUGUGUUCUAUAUUCUUGUCUUUAAUGCAAUGACACUUUAUUUAUUGUUAAAUUGUUGUCGUUGCUAAUUAUUAAUUUUUGGACUGAUUUUUUGCCAGGAUAAAAAAUUUAAAUGUGGUUCAUAAUAAGCAAUUCAUUAUUUAUUUCUCUAGAAUUAAUUAUUCAAACGUUUAAGGAAGUAUCCACUACAGGAGAAAGAUAAUACUGAUUACGGUUAAAAAUUAAUUAGUCAAUUGUUGUUGUCGUUGUUCCAAAAAUAUGUAACCUAAAAAAAAGUCACAUAAAUACUAUUGCUCACUUAAAUAUUUAAGAGUAAACGAAGUAAGUACGGUUGGUUUCUGAAA
Molecule: messenger RNA, 2172 nt
Organism: Folsomia candida
Lineage: Eukaryota; Metazoa; Arthropoda; Collembola; Entomobryomorpha; Isotomidae
Product: monocarboxylate transporter 9
Exons: 7
Coding region: 416-1297 (293 amino acids)
Biological process (GO): transmembrane transport; monocarboxylic acid transport
Molecular function (GO): monocarboxylic acid transmembrane transporter activity
Source: RefSeq, a predicted model, not a curated record